AUGGCGGACCCGUUCGAGGUCCGCAUGCGGUUUACAAACCAGCUGCGCCAGCUCAACGCAUCAGUCAACUCGGCACAGAAGGCGGCGCAGUAUGCGCUCAAAUAUCGCGACUCGGCCGAGGACCUGCACUCGUGCAUUCUUGAGCAGCUCGAGCGGAACAGCAUGAACACGCGAGCCAACAUCAUGUACUUCAUCGAGCACUUUCUCGACAUGGCGCACAAGGAGGGCCACGAUGAGUACGUGCGCAUGAUGCAGCGCGACAUCAUCCGCGUGGUGGACGCGGUGGCGCCCGAGGACCGGUCCGGGGCCGCCAACGUCAAGGUCGUGCGCAAGGUGCUCCAGGCGCUGCAGCACAAGAGCUUCCUCGAGGGCGAGGCCGUGCGGCAGAUCGAGGAGGUGCUGCGGGAGCGCGACACGGCCACGCAGGACAUUGUCAUGUCGUCGCCGCCGGCGGGCGGCCACGGCGGCGACCGGAGCGACAUGCCGCCGUCGCAGACGCUGGCUGCUGCUGCUGCGGUGGCGGUUCCGCACCGCCGGGGCAACGCGCCGCCCAAGCUGGACAAAAAGCAGGUCGAGCAGCGCAUCGAGGAGGACCGCGAGCGGCACAAGCGGCAGCGCGAAGACAUCUGGGCCGUGCCGUCUGGCGACUACGCCGAGAUGGAGAAGAUGUGGGAGGAGACGAGCGACCUCGGCGAGGACGACCACCGCAUGGGCGAGGAGGAGUACCAGGAGUGGAAGCUCGCCGCGCAGAACAGCUGCCCACACCGCCGGGAGGACGCUGCCAAUGGCAAGCACUCUUGA
This is a messenger RNA of Lasiosphaeria miniovina, 801 nucleotides long. Its product is annotated as CTD kinase subunit gamma CTK3-domain-containing protein. Gene Ontology annotation, biological process: positive regulation of DNA-templated transcription, elongation; positive regulation of transcription by RNA polymerase I. The transcript has 3 exons. Gene Ontology annotation, cellular component: CTDK-1 complex. Lineage: Eukaryota; Fungi; Ascomycota; Sordariomycetes; Sordariales; Lasiosphaeriaceae. The record is from RefSeq and is a predicted model, not a curated record. Bases 1 to 801 code for a protein of 266 amino acids.